GUUUUACCGGAAGUACAUUGCUAUUAUUUCCUGCUGGUUUUUUUCUUGCUUUGGAGUUGGAGUAUACUGUACGCAAUUUAGAAAUUCCGAAUAAAUAUAAAAAUCAUGGAUAUUCUCAAAGCAGAGAUUAUGAGGAAAAGGAAGCUCCUCGAAGACAAAGAGCUUAUUGGUGAGUCAAAGAAAUUUUUCAAACGAUCUGAACUUGCCCGGAAAGAGGAAGAAGAAUAUUAUAAAAAAUGUGGAUACAAGGUUGAUAAUGUGAAGCCAACAGGACAGAUGGAGAAGCCAGAGGAGGCGGCGCCCUCCACCUCCUCAAAUCCCGUGCUGGAGCUGGAGCUGACCGAGGAGAAGCUGCCCAUGUCACUCUCCCGACAAGAGGUGAUCAGGCGGAUGCGGGAACGAGGCGAGCCCAUCCGGCUCUUCGGGGAGUCCGACUACGAGGCCUUUCAACGCCUGAGGAAAAUCGAGAUUCUGGCGCCUGAAGUGAACAAGGGCUUAAGGAAUGACCUGAAAGCCGCCAUGGAUAAGAUUGACCAGCAGUACCUGAAUGAAAUCGUGGGCGGUCAGGAGGCAGGGGAGGUGGACACACAGCACGACCUGAAGGUCCAUGAGGAGAACACCACCAUCGAGGAGCUGGAGGCGCUUGGAAAGUCUUUGGGAACUGGAGAUGAUGAUGGAGACAUGGAUGUCAUUAACAAAGUGUUAAAGUUCCUCCUGGGAGUGUGGGCCAAGGACCUGAACAGUCGGGAGGACCACGUGAAGCGGAGCGUGCAGGGCAAGCUGGCCAGCGCCACGCAGAAGCAGACCGAGUCCUACCUCAAACCGCUCUUCAGGAAGCUGCGUAAGAAGAUUCUUCCUGCCGACAUCAAAGAAUCGAUCACAGACAUCAUCAAAUUCAUGCUGGAGAGAGAGUAUGUCAAGGCCAACGACGCGUACCUGCAGAUGGCCAUAGGGAACGCCCCCUGGCCCAUCGGGGUGACCAUGGUGGGCAUCCAUGCCCGUACCGGGCGAGAGAAGAUCUUCUCCAAACACGUCGCACACGUCCUCAACGACGAGACUCAGAGGAAGUACAUCCAGGGACUGAAGAGGCUGAUGACCAUAUGUCAGAAGCACUUCACCACCGACCCCUCCAAGUGUGUGGAGUACAAAGCCCUCUGAUCUCCCAGCCUACUCUCCUGUGUCUGUGUGCAGAGGUCAAAGGUCGUCUUUCUGCAUUGCAGUUUUAUGCCAGUGUAAAAGGGACUGGUCUGUCUGUACAGCAUCUUUUGUAUCUCUUUGAACUCUACACGGUCAUGUUCUUCGUUCUUUUCACCAACUUUCCCUGAAUUAUGGGAUAGACAAGGAAAUGUUGUUUUGUUUAACUACAAGGUUUGACCACCUUUGUUUUCAUUUAGCAUAGUAUGAUACAUUAUUAAACCAGUGUGUGUAAGUUUUAUUAUGCAGGAUCUGGCCAUUUGAAUAUGUUGAAUAUGCAUAAAUUAGUCACAGGUAAACAGCAGUAUACAUUCAUGUAAUUAAAUUGAAAACUCACUUUGACCUUUUGCUUGUAUUUAAAUUUUUAGUGCUGGAUAGAAUAAGGCUUGCUUAUUUAAUACUGAUUAUGUCUAUUUUUUAAACAGUAAAAUGUUGCUUGGCCACACAAAA
This is a messenger RNA of Anguilla rostrata (American eel), 1644 nucleotides long. RefSeq names its product PRP18 pre-mRNA processing factor 18 homolog (yeast) (gene prpf18). Lineage: Eukaryota; Metazoa; Chordata; Actinopteri; Anguilliformes; Anguillidae. The transcript has 11 exons. The record is from RefSeq and is a predicted model, not a curated record. The coding region runs from base 106 to 1158 and encodes 350 amino acids. Gene Ontology annotation, biological process: RNA splicing; generation of catalytic spliceosome for second transesterification step. Gene Ontology annotation, cellular component: U2-type post-spliceosomal complex; U5 snRNP; U4/U6 x U5 tri-snRNP complex.